AUGAAGACCUUUGAUUCUACCGAGGGGUCGGGAUCUUUACCCGUACAACCCAGCUCCGAAGCGUCCUCUUUGGAAGUCUCUUCUAGGUCGGCCCUGGCAGCCGCAAGGGCAGCAGCGUCAGCCGCUGCUGCAGCCACUGCAGCCGUCUCCACUGCCAAAGCAGCUAUAUUGUCUGCAAAGACCAAAGCUCCCUAUUCUGAGCAAAGCUUUCCCUCGGAUCCCUCCUCUGAUAGUCUUGUGAACCCCUGCUCAGGACACAGUUUUACCCACAAGACAGCCCAUAGGAGACUUGGCUUUAAGCCUGUUUCCUAUAUUGUUCGGCAUCCUUGUCCUACAAAUUACCCUAACACUAGCACCGUUCCUGGCUCUAGCCCUGACCCGGUUCCUGGCUCCAGAUCUGGCCACUUUCCUGGCUCCAGAUUGAGCCCCAUUCCUGGCUCUACCCCUGAACCCAUUCCUGGCUCCAGAUCUGGCCACUUCCCUGGCUCCAGAUCAGGCCCCGUUCCUGGCUCCAGAUCGAGCCCUGUUCCUGGCUCCAGAUCGGGCCCCAUUUCUGGCUCCCGAUCUGGCCAUAGCCCUGAUCCUGGCCAUGGUUAUGGUUCUAGUAAAGCCACUGGCCUGGGUUCUCACUCUGGUUAUGUCUAUGCCUCUGGGCCUGCUCCAGACAAUGAUCCUGAGCUCAGCCCCAGCACUCUUACAAGCUUCAGAGAUCCUGGGGCAAACCUGGUCCCUAAUCAUGCCUCCUGGAAUCACUACCAAUGCUGGGAGCCUCGGAAACAACCCUGGAAAUUUUUGCCAGUUUCAGAACCUGUUGCCCAAAGGCGGCUAUGGAAGGCCCCCGAGGCUGAAGUGAAGUGUGAGCCUCUCAGUAAAACACUGCCACGGGGCCACUGCCUUCUCUACAACUGGGAGGAAGAGAGAGCUACCAAUCAUCUGGAUCAAGUCCCAAGCAUGCAGGAUGGCUCCGAGAGUUUCUAUUUCCGACAUGGACACCAGGGACUGAUAACCCUGCAGCUCCAGUCACCCGUACCCCUCAGCACCACCCAGAAAGACUCAUUUCAGCCCCCAAGAAUCCGCUGUCAGCCAAUUCGAGGAAAACGUGAAGCCAUGCUGGAGAUAUUCCUGUGCCACCAGAUCUGUAAAGAGGUGCAGGCAGAGCAAGAACUGACAAGGGAGCCAUUUGAGGCUGAGUCUGUGACACACCAUGACUACAAAACGGAGCUGGUGCAGGCAGGGGAUCCUGCUCCAACUAAGCCUCACGACUACUGUACGGAACAACCUGAAACUUUCUGGAUACAGAGGGCACCACAGCUGCCGGGUGUCAGUAACAUCAGGACCCUGGACACGCCAUUCCGGAAGAACUGCAGCUUCUCAACACCAGUGCCUUUGUCCCUGGAAGAGCCUUUUCCCGAUGGACCUGAGAAUUAUUCCCACCAAUUAGGACAAAUCUCUUCUCUUGGCUGUCAGGGAAGAGGACAGGGUGGGGAGGGGCGUAGAUGUAUCUAA
Molecule: messenger RNA, 1506 nt
Organism: Pipistrellus nathusii (Nathusius's pipistrelle)
Lineage: Eukaryota; Metazoa; Chordata; Mammalia; Chiroptera; Vespertilionidae
Source: the annotation of a GenBank genome assembly